GUUCCAUGACUUCGACCACUUGAUCCGUCCAGUCCAUUCCAUCCUCUACCAUCGCUUGAUUGCUUCCGUCACUCAACAUCCCUAAUCCCUCCUCGCCUUCAUCCAUCUCCUCCCACACGACACCAAACAACAACCUCUCAACACCUCUCAACACCUUCCAACGUCCUGCACAAUCCCAUGUUCCACCACCAUUCCCACUGCCUCGUUCGAGUAUAACCUUCACCCGCUUUCGGUCUCUGCAAACAAUUCUGACCCUCACGCACCUAUUAUCUUUCACUGGCAACAAACAACCACGUAUACAACUCACUCUGCCCACGCCAUUCGCUUCACCUCCACCACUCAUACCACAUCUGCUUCAUCUGCCUCAUCCCAGUUGCUGUCACGGCCUCGAGUACUCAUGGAAUUGCCAUCUUUGACUAUUUCCAUCGCCAAUAACAUCCUUGCGCAAGAACCAAAACAUUGACGUCGCAAAUAUCCAUCUUUACGCCAUCUCGCAACCUCAAAUCCGCCAGAGCCUAUCCUUGCCUGCGCCCGUCCAACACGGACCACCAUCUGUCAAUCACCACCACCUUCUUCCCCAUAACUGUCCUUUCCCUUGUUUUUCCUCCUUGCACGACUGCCCUAUCUCUCUACCUUUGACAUUCUUCCCUCCCGAUCUUCAGGCAGUCUCACAGCAUGCCGCCAUCGAAGCGCAAAGCUCGUCGCAAGCCUCAGGACCUGCUCGAGUCUUCUGAGCCAGACCUUCCAGAUUCUUCACCAUCACGACCUUCAUCCAAGAAGCGCAAGGUCAACGGAACCCGCGCUGCCCCCAGACGACUUUCUACCUCACCUGACCGUGACCAAAUCUCAAACCCCGACACGGACGAUGAAACAGAAGAAAUCUCUCAAGCGGAUUUGAUCGACUCGGUAGUCUCCUACCUCUCCGUGCCCAAAGACGCAACCGUCGCCAGCGUCCAAUAUUCAAACGACAAGGAACAAAAUAACAGUCCGCAGAAAGUCUCUGCAUAUGCCAAAAUCGCCGGUCGCGAUUGGACCUAUUUUGUGCGAGACCAGGCCAUCAACUUUGGAAGACCUCCUGACGAUCGCCCGCCCAUCAAUGGCGCCUCCAGUCCGGUCGCCGAUGUCAAAGACGCGUUGCCAGUUCAUAUAGACCUUGGCCCGAGCAAGAUUGUCUCUCGCCAUCACGCCUCCAUCUUUUAUGACGCAGAAUACCCUGCUGAUGAAGGUGGCUGGCACGUACGAGUCAACGGCCGUAAUGGCAUUCGACUCAACAAUGUCUUGGUAAAGAAAGAGAUGCGGGCGCAUAUCAAGUCUGGCGAUAUUCUCGAAAUCGCCGGCACUCAGAUGAUGUUUGUCACUCCCGGUGACAAGGUGCAGAUUGACCCCUACUUUAUCGAUCGUGCAAAAGCGUUGGCCGCGGGAGAAGAAGUACCCGCUACCCACGCCCAUCCUGCUCCAAAGAUUGAACCUUCACUGCAACCUCCUACCCAAGCAUUCCCUUCUUUGGCCCCUGCGCCCCCCGACUUCAGACGCGAUGCCACACCACCAUCUCAAGUUGACGGAGGCAAGAAUCAACGAGGCGUGUUCGACAGCAAGAUGCCCAUGUCUCCAAUGUAUGGACGAGGAAUGAUGAUGGAAAGCACUCAGGAGAUUGACUACAGCCGCGACUCGGCCAAAGAUUUGAAGCCGCCGUACAGCUACGCCACCAUGAUCGCCCAGGCCAUCUUUGCCAGCGAGGAGGAAAAGUUGACUUUGAGUAACAUUUACUCGUUUAUUGCCGACAAAUAUGCGUUUUACAGACAUUCCAACAGUGGUUGGCAGAACUCCAUUCGACACAAUCUCUCCUUGAACAAGGCUUUCCAAAAGGUGCCACGACGAACCGACGAACCGGGCAAAGGCAUGAAAUGGCAGAUUGCGCCCGAAUUCCGCCAGGAAUACUGGAAGAAACAAGCCCGUCGAGGCGGUGGUUCCGCACCCUCGUCUCCUGCUUCGACCAAGGAUGUCAAUCCCAAUUUUCGCGGACCUAAUGGGCAAAAUCUUGGGUACGACACUUCUAUGGUCAGCUCCUUCUCGGCCAAAGAUGUCGGCCCUGGGUAUCCGCCACGUCAGCCCAAUGCUCCAUUCCCUUCCCUCGUUCCUGGUCUUCCUCCAGGACCAACUCUGGCUCCACCAUUCCAGCAUCCCCAAGAAGCCAUUACUCCUCAGCGGAGAAGAGCAGAUACCUUGAACACCUUGCCCGACGGAGAGCUUGAUGAUUCCCCAUUGACGCAUGGCCUCGGCCGGCCCACCCCUCGAUCUUCCAAUGUACCCGCCUAUACUUUGCCAUCGUCCGUGCCUCCUCCGCAUCGAUCGCCCACGAACCCAACAUUGUCUUCCUCUUACCUGGACACACCGUUUCAUCUCUCCCAGCAUAGCAUCGUCACCCCGGCUCCUCUGCGACAGAACCCACGCCUGGCCCCACCAAGCACCCUGGUUGCCCCCAGCAAGUUUAUGCCCGAGUCCUCGCCCGCUGGGCCUGGUCUGUUCUGGAAAGGCUUGAUGGGAACGACACCGGGUCACCAGCUGCCAGACAUUUCGCCAGUCAAGGACGACGAGCGACGUUCCAAUGGUAUUGAACGUCAUGUCAUGAGCUCGAGCCCUCCUCCGCUGGACUCUGGGUUGGGCAGUCCGAGCAAGCCGUCUCGAAGCAGCCAGGCGGUGCCGACAUCAAGCUCGAGCGCCAGAAAGGAGGCCACACCAUUGGCGCCCGCCAAGGAGAACGGUGUCGGCAGCGACGAGCAUCGAUUCAAUCGAAGCCGAGGAAGCAGUUUCGCAACCAAACUCUCUCCAGUCACCCAGGCUUCCGCUCCCACCAACCCAGUUGCAUCUUUCAGAGUCAAUCCUCCUCCGCCAGUCAACAAUGCAAAUCCAGCACCCAAGGGAGACGACGAUGACGACGAUGGUGAAGGAGGCUUUGACCUCGCCAAAGGAUUUGCCCCAAUCGGAGGAGGCGCAAAUUUCAACUCUGGCCGAAGCAGCAGUAUUGGCGUCGCACGCGCAGGGACUUGAGGAACGUCUCGAGCUGGUGCUAUAGUAGUGGAGGUGUACGACAUUUAUGGCAAGAAUUUUGGUGGAAUGUGAGAUUAGGGCCCAUUUUAUGACUUUUGCAUGAUUGAUUACGAGACUGGCUUACGGUGGACCACGCCGAGUGAUGGGGCCCGCGGGCCAUACUGUAACAGUAUCAUGGAUGGAUAACUGCAUAUUACUUAGAUGGGGCUUGGUCUUUGGGUUUGGGUUUUGUGCAAUCUGGCAUUGAUUGAUGUGUCACAACGACGAGAACAGUGUGGGAAAGCAGGCUGGUGUGCGACGGCCCAGGGGCCUAUUACCUGUGGUCAGUCUGAUCUCACCAAGACAGCUACUGUAUUUGAUGCAAUAUAUGCUUAACGGCAUGAGGGUAGUGUACCUAUAUAAAUGAGAUGUUGAAUGCUCAGAUAUGAACGCAACCUUGA
Molecule: messenger RNA, 3488 nt
Organism: Exophiala mesophila
Lineage: Eukaryota; Fungi; Ascomycota; Eurotiomycetes; Chaetothyriales; Herpotrichiellaceae
Exons: 3
Coding region: 676-3048 (790 amino acids)
Biological process (GO): regulation of transcription by RNA polymerase II
Molecular function (GO): RNA polymerase II cis-regulatory region sequence-specific DNA binding; protein binding; DNA-binding transcription factor activity, RNA polymerase II-specific
Source: RefSeq, a predicted model, not a curated record